AAGUUGGCUGGUGGCGGUGAAGAUGGCGGAUGGAGACAGCGGGAGCGAGCGCGGCGGCGGCGGCAGUAGCGGUGGAGGGGGAGGAGGUGGCGGUGGUAGCGGGGGCUUCCAGCACUUCCAGCGGGAGCAGGAGACCCAGGAACUGGCGUCCAAGCGUCUCGACAUCCAAAACAAGCGCUUUUAUCUGGACGUCAAGCAGAACUCAAAGGGCAGGUUCAUCAAGAUAGCCGAGGUGGGCGCCGGGGGCUCCAAGAGCCGCCUGACUCUCUCCAUGUCGGUUGCAGCCGAGUUCCGUGACUACCUCGGUGAUUUCAUCGAGCACUACGCCCAGCUGGGGCCCAGCACCCCGGAGCAAAUCGCCCAGUCGUCCGGCGGCGACGAUAGCGGCCCGCGACGAGCGCUGAAAAGCGAGUUUCUAGUGCGGGAAAACCGCAAAUACUACCUCGACCUAAAGGAGAACCAGCGGGGGCGGUUCCUGCGGAUCCGACAGACCGUGAAUCGAGGCCCUGGCUUUGGCGUGACAGGCCCCGGCGGCGGCCUGCAGGCCGGCCAGACUAUCGCGCUGCCCGCGCAGGGCUUGAUUGAAUUUCGCGACGCCCUGGCCAAGUUAAUCGACGACUACGGCGGCGACGACGAGGAGCUGAGCGGCGGCACGUCGGCCGGGGGGUACGGUGAGCUCCCCGAGGGCACGUCCAUCAUGGUGGACUCCAAAAGGUUCUUUUUUGACGUCGGGGCCAACAAAUACGGCGUGUUCCUGCGUGUGAGCGAGGUAAAGCCGAGCUACCGGAACUCCAUCACGAUUCCUUUUAAAGCCUGGAGUAAGUUCGGCGGCGCUUUCUGCCGCUACGCCGAGGAGAUGAAGGAGAUCCAGGAGAGACAACGGGAUAAAAUGUACGAGAGGAGAGAGGAAUCAGAGGGCGAGGACGUGGAUGACGACUGAUCCCAGUCAGCUACAGAGCUCCGAUGAGAUUCUGCUCCUAGAAGUUGUUACGAGAUUGCAGAAACGACCGCGACAAAAAAGUGCAUGACGAAUCGGACUUAAAACAAUAGCCUACUAAAAUAUUGUGGCGUGAUGUUCAUUUGACAGAAAAUACUAGAUAAUAAGGUCUGUGAAGUUUAUGUGAUGAGGUUUGGGGGAUUUUGGAGAGAAACCCGUCUAAAGCCAUGGGGCGAGAAGUUGUUACAUGAUGUGAGAGGUAGGAUUUAUUACUGAAGCCGCCCCUGUCCUAAACCAGCAAGUUUAAUUGUCUUAAGUGACACUUAAACUUUUGUAAUGGCAAACACUAAUGCUGCUGAAUCUCAGAGGCAGUCAGCACACAUGAACCCAAGCAACUGAAAAGUGCACAUUGUUCAGUAUAGUUCAAAAGCAAGGUGGGAGAGUAGACUGGCGUUCACUAUAGUCUCAAUGGUGGCCAUAGACCAUAAUAUAGCCUUGACCAUAAUAUAGUCUGUGGUGGUCAUAGUCCGCACUAUAGUCUUGAUUGUGGCCAAGACCAAGAUAGUCUGUCAGAGUGGACCAGGUGAAUUUAACAAUGCUGACUUACAGGUUUGUAAGACUUACAAAGAAUGCAGAUAAGGUAUAGGCCUAAUGGAUUAUAAGCGUGUAAAAUGUAUCAAACGCAUCUAAACUUAUCAUUGACAUUGAGAUGAUGAACACUCACUGCUAACUGCAAUGAUGUGAAAACAGUUGAUGAGAGCAUUGUUUUUUCCAACUCUGGUCCAGAUCUUCAUGAGUACAUUGGGAUUAAUUUGUCAUUUCCUCCCUCUAGAUAGGACAGAACAGCUGAGGCAAUGCAACAAAACCACACUCCUUUUUUUAUUUAAAGAGCAAAAAGUGCAUAGAUGAAUGUUUUUCUUUUCUUCCCUUUUUCAUUUUUUUGUUUAGAAAAAAAUAUAAAGACAGAUUAUUCUUUAUGACAGAAUUACUGAACAAACCAGCAUAUUUUUAAUACAUAAAAUAAUAGAAGUUAUAUGUGUAUUGCAGAAUAAUUAAAGCCUAAGAGGCAAGUUUUUAAAAAAAAAAGUUAAAAUAUGGGAUUUGAAGACUGUCCAGUGUAUUUGUUUUUCAAAAAGUGUUGGAGUAUAGCGCAUAUAUGUAUGU
Molecule: messenger RNA, 2101 nt
Organism: Pygocentrus nattereri (red-bellied piranha)
Lineage: Eukaryota; Metazoa; Chordata; Actinopteri; Characiformes; Serrasalmidae
Gene: purbb
Product: purine-rich element binding protein Bb
Exons: 1
Coding region: 23-940 (305 amino acids)
Biological process (GO): regulation of transcription by RNA polymerase II
Cellular component (GO): nucleus
Molecular function (GO): DNA-binding transcription factor activity, RNA polymerase II-specific; purine-rich negative regulatory element binding; RNA polymerase II transcription regulatory region sequence-specific DNA binding
Source: RefSeq, a predicted model, not a curated record